This is a messenger RNA of Anoplopoma fimbria (sablefish), 844 nucleotides long. RefSeq lists its product as uncharacterized. Lineage: Eukaryota; Metazoa; Chordata; Actinopteri; Perciformes; Anoplopomatidae. The coding region runs from base 71 to 844 and encodes 257 amino acids. The record is from RefSeq and is a predicted model, not a curated record. The transcript has 8 exons.
AUAUGAAACAUAUGGAGAGCAGAGCUUUCUCACUUGUUUUUCAGCAGAAAUCAGAUUAUUUCUGUGUCAUAUGGGUCAUUGUAUAUUAUGUUCAGUCAUCUGUCUUAAUAUGAUCCAGCGUCAUAGCCAACAACUACUACAGCAGCAGCAGAAAGAAGUGGAGACACUGAAAAAGAAUCUGGAGAGCCAACAGGAGGAAUCAAACAUCCACAUCAAGAAGUCUGAAGACAUAGAAGGUGAAGUCCAGCAGCUCCAGGAUCAGAUUCAGAGGAUGGAGGCCGACCUGCAGAACCUGAUGGAGUCCAACAAGAGAGAGUUGGAAAGAAGCAGAGAAGCUCCAGCAGAGUCUUCCACCUCGUUGUGGCCGCUAGUUUCCAGACAAAAGUUCCAGGAUGAGCAGCAGAGGAGGCAGAAAGCUGAGAACCAAGUUCACAUCCUGGAGGAGAAACUUCAGACUAAGACCAGGGAGUUGGAGGGAAAACAGGCUGACAGUCAUAAAUAUCAGGAGGAAGUGGAAACCCUGAAGACUCAGUUAGAGUCCAAGAAUAAAGAGCUGGAGGACAAACGAGAUGCUAACACACAGUGGAAGAAGAGCCACGAUGAACUGAAGGAGACAAAGAGUCAACUGAAGAGAAAGGAGGAAGAGAUCAGCCGGCUGAAUAGACAACUGGAGAACAAACGAGAUGCUGACGCAGAGUGGAAGAAGAGCAACGAUGAACUGAAGGAGGCAAAGAGUCAACUGAAGAGAAAGGAGGAAGAGAUCAGCAUGCUGAAGAGAGAAAGGAGACCUGAGCUGCUGUUUGUCUUCAUCUCUCUCUCAGUUGGACAAGAAGCUCUGGAAUGA